GAAAGGAGAGAAAGGGAACGAAAACUGAGCAAAGAAAUGGCAGAAAAAGCCACAAGGGAAUUAGAGAAAAUGCAGUUACAAGAAAAGGCUGAAGUAAAGUAUAAAGAAUGGCUGAAGAAGAAGAGAGAUGAAGAGGCAGAAAAGAGGAAGAUAGAGAAGGAAAAAGAAAAAGAAAGGCAAGCUGAACUACAGAAGAAGAGAGAGAGAUCAGAGAAGAUCUUUAACGAAUGGCUACAUAAUGCUAGAAAUAAGCCACGCCCUGUUUUAAAUGGUUAUGGCUUCCCACGUGGGAAGUCUACAGGGUGUGCUGAUGGAACUUUGUAUCCAGCUCCAGCAUAUUGUAACCCCAUUCCUUGGAAGCCCAUACAUGUGCCUCCUCCAAAGGAAGACAAUGUUCUUACCGUGAAGAAGAAGCUGGUGGAGGAGCUGACAAGGGGAGACUCUUUGCUGGACCUGAUCUGUACAAACAAGGGAGAACUGGUUGGGGACGUGAAGGUUGGGGUCAGCUUUGCCUGCAAUGACCAUGGGAUGAUGGAGUUCAGAAUACAGAUAGGAGGAAACAAAUAG
This is a messenger RNA of Cariama cristata (Red-legged seriema), 567 nucleotides long. It is a transcript of the gene CCDC34, whose product is annotated as coiled-coil domain containing 34. The transcript is spliced from 4 exons. The record is from RefSeq and is a predicted model, not a curated record. The annotation marks the transcript as partial. Lineage: Eukaryota; Metazoa; Chordata; Aves; Cariamiformes; Cariamidae.